ACCUUACUGCUCCUCGCUGCCAUUGCGCGUCUGGGUUCAGCGCAUUUCGCUGUAGUCUAUCCCGAAUGGCGCGCCGACACCCUUGAGAACGAGGAAUUAUACUCGCAGUGGGAAUACCCCUGCGGCGGCGUUCCAAAUGGCGUAGGCAACCGCACCGACUGGCCCAUCAGCGGCGGCUCCGUCGUCCUCGAACUCCACCACGCAUGGACCUACGCCUUCAUAAACCUGGGCUAUGGCACCAAUGUGUCCAACUUCAACGUGUCUCUGACGGCGCAGCUACUGAACGUCACGGGCAGCGGGACAUUCUGUCUUCCUCUGCUGACGUCGCCGGAUUUGACGGGAACCGAUGGCCAAAACGCGACAAUUCAGGUCGUUACCAGCGGCGAGGAUGGUAGCGCUUUGUAUAAUUGCGCCGAUAUCACGUUCCGAUCUGGCGCUCGAGCCCUGAUUGCUGGCGAAGACGAGUGCACGAACUCGACUGGAGUGACAGCUGCAAUCAUCGACGGAUCGUCGGCAUCCAACUCAAACUCCAGCUCAUCGAGUUCAACCUCCUCGGCAGGCGGCAACGCUGCGUCG
Molecule: messenger RNA, 576 nt
Organism: Pseudomassariella vexata
Lineage: Eukaryota; Fungi; Ascomycota; Sordariomycetes; Amphisphaeriales; Pseudomassariaceae
Exons: 3
Source: RefSeq, a predicted model, not a curated record